Messenger RNA from Cherax quadricarinatus, 3321 nucleotides. RefSeq names its product Ras homolog enriched in brain (gene Rheb). Gene Ontology annotation, molecular function: GTPase activity; GDP binding; GTP binding. The record is from RefSeq and is a predicted model, not a curated record. NCBI's taxonomy places the organism in Eukaryota, Metazoa, Arthropoda, Malacostraca, Decapoda, Parastacidae. Gene Ontology annotation, cellular component: plasma membrane. Gene Ontology annotation, biological process: small GTPase-mediated signal transduction.
UGCUGUCAACUGGUUAUUACUGGCUUGGGAAAUCCGUCGUAUUAAAGAUAACGGGAAUAAACUCACUGUUAAUAUAUGUAAGGAUAAAGAGGAUUUGUAGGUGGAUGAUGAUUAACAAGGUUUAGGGAAGACAGAAGGAAUGAGAGAGGGAGGUGAGGCGGCCAUCAUAAUAACAAAGUGCGCGUGGCUGUCCUGACUCACACUUCAAACUUACACUUGAGGACACUCCUGCUGCUACUCUCUCACCCUCAGUAUCUCUCUUAUGGAACCCUGAACCACAUUCCUGCCAGCCAUGCCCCCCAAGAACAGAAAAGUGGCCGUGAUGGGCUACAGGAGCGUUGGAAAAUCUUCAUUGUGCAUCCAGUUUGUUGAUGGCCAGUUUGUUGACAGUUAUGACCCAACUAUUGAGAACACAUUUACGAAGAAACUUAAAGUUAGAGGUCAAGAAUAUGGCUUAGAGCUAGUAGACACAGCUGGUCAAGAUGAGUACAGCAUCUUCCCAGCACAGUACUCUAUGGACAUUCAUGGUUAUGUUCUGGUCUACUCCAUCACUUCAGAAAAGUCAUUUGAGGUGGCACAAGUCAUUUAUGAUAAAAUUCUUGACAUGAUGGGCAAAGUCACUGUUCCUGUAGUUUUAGUUGGCAACAAGAAUGAUCUUCACAUGGAACGUGUAGUGAGUACUGAUCAAGCACGCAAAGUUGCAGACACCUGGAAGGCAGUUUUUCUUGAAACCAGUGCCAAGCAACAUGAGGCUGUAAACGACAUCUUCACAAGAGUCAUUCUAGAGAUUGAGAAGGCAGAUGGAAACUCGGUCCGAGAUGGAACCUGCCAUAUUUCGUGAAGUAGUUAUGAUAUAGGAUGGAUUUUGUAAUGCUGUCUGCCAUCUUGAUUCAUUAUUUGGAUUUGAGGAAAGGUCUUUGUAUAUGGGUUAAUCUUUUAUUUUUAUGAUUACCCGAACUCAAUUUUCAUAGUAAUUUUUAUGUUGGAUCUUUUGUUUAUGGCCUUGCCCAUGUCUCAGAAUGAGCCAUCCUACUAGAUGCUGUAGACUUUUCUCCAUGUACUUUGUAGUUGUGCUGGAAGGAAUCUUUAGGAGCUAGUAGGUAUGGCUUAUAAUUCAAGGCUCAGGUAUAAUGGGAUGGAUGAAAUUCCUGCUGAUUCACUGCCUCCAGUAAUGGCUGCAGACAUUUCAUCUAGGUCUUUUUUUCUCAAAAGCUUAUGGGAUUGUAUUUUUCAGUAGUGGAAAAAAUACUUCAGUUCUAAGUUUGUGAUUUAGUAAUCGCAAAUAGUAAUUGCUUUCAUUUUUUAUUCUCUGAAUUAGAAAUAGUAUACAAGUUUUAGUUCCUUUUCGAAGCAUUUUGGGGGCCUAUACUUUUACUAUUUUGUUUUUUCUUCCUUUGACAUGGUUCAUAGUCACAAAUAGUAAAUUUUGUUGGCUUACAAUAAUAAUAGCAGUUAUAUAUACAUGUAUAACUACAUAUGCCUUGUUUGGAACUGCCGUAUAGAAAUCCCAUGCACAUUUGCAGAAAAGUUGACCUUUGGGAAAAAUAGUGUGAGUAAGCACUGUUUCUAAAAAUAUUCUUAAGGAACUAAUGAGAGUAUGGGAUUGUGUACACAAUAAUUGGUGAUGAAGUAUAGCUAGUUGAAGAGACUUUUCUUAGAUAAUGCAAUAAAGUUUAUAGACAAAAUUUAUGUAUAUAAUUUUAUCCCCUUGAUAGUAGGCAGUUUUUUCUUCAGUAGUAAGGAGUUUCAUGCAGGAUUUUUAAGAACAAAAAUACUGCCUGUAUGUACUUCACACAAAAAAUUUAAUGUUUGUAUACUCUUGCACUCUUACUAAAAAAAAAAAAAAAAUUCUCUCUUCCUGGAAGGUGCCAUAUUUAGCUAUAUUUGCAAAUCAAAACUGCAGCACUCCUUUGUACUUUUAACUUGGUGCCUUUACCUGCUUAGCAGUGUAUAUUCUGAUAAUGUAAUCUGUUAUCCUUCAUAAUUACUCCUGAUUCCUUUGGCAAUAUUAAUAAAAUAAAAUAAAUUUCAGAAUAUAGUUUGUUGCUUUGACAUUUUCAUGGCUGUGCAGGUUGCAAAUAUUCUGAAAAUUUAUUUUUAAAACAAAAAUUGAAGAUUUCUUUAAGUAGUUGUAAGGUUGUAUAUACACUUGAAAGCACUGGGAACUGCAGAAUUCUUUACAUGUACUGUGUACUUAAUUGUGGCUAAAACUAAAUUCCUUGCUCUUUCACAUCCUCUCAUCAUUUAUAGCAUAACCAGUUGACCCCCUAUAUUAGGGAAUUUGAAAGUGUCAUUGGUACCAGACCAAUAUGUUAUAAGAUCAUUCUCUCUGUUUGGUAGCUAGCAUUAAUAUGUAGGAUAUUAUAUUUUAACAUUAGGAUUGAUAGUUUUUGAGGGAAUUGAAGUGUUUUGAUAUGUUCAGAGAUAAGGCUUCUACUAUUGUCGGCUUAAGGUUUUGUGCUCAAAAAUGAGGUUUAAAUAUAGAAAAAAGUAACUGGAGGUGCAAUAAGUCAGUGAACCAAGCUCGAUUUUUCAUCUCUUGGUGGCCAUAUUGAAUAAAGGAGCAACAUGUAAUAGAAAUAAGAUCUUGCCAUAAAUGUUAUUGAAGUCUCAUCAUAAUCCAUUUUGGCACAGUUAAAAUUAUAUUAAAAAAUGUAAGACAUUAUUGACUAGUGGCAGUCAUACUGGACAGAAUGCAAGACAUUAUUGACUAGUGGCAGUCAUACUGGACAGAAUGUAAGACAUUAUUGACUAGUGGCAGCCCAUACUGGACAGAAUGCAAGACAUUAUUGACUAGUGGCAGUCAUACUGGACAGAAUGCAAGACAUUAUUGACUAGUGGCAGUCAUACUGGACAGAAUGCAAGACAUUAUUGACUAGUGGCAGUCAUACUGGACAGAAUGUAAGACAUUAUUGACUAGUGGCAGUCAUACUGGACAGAAUGCAAGACAUUAUUGACUAGUGGCAGUCAUACGGACAGAAUGUAAGACAUUAUUGACUAGUGGCAGUCAUAUUGGACAGAAUCUGCAUCAUUCAAGGAAUGUAUAAAUGUCUUGUCUUAAUCACUCGAAUGAAGCUUAAAAUUCUUUUUUUAGUGUGACAUAUUUUCAAAAAGAGAAAGAAUGACAGCAUCAGAUAUGCUCUUUGCAUCCCUUUGAGACGAUGUUACCGAGUGCCUCAAUGGUUGUAGAACAUGUAUGUUUAAUGUGUUUAAUACAGUAUGUAAAGCACUGAUAUUGAAAUACAAAAAUGGCUGAUCUUUGUAUAUGUAGUGUUAGUAUAUAAGUGAGUGCUGUGGUAAUAAUAAAAGGAUUGUCUGGUA